This is a messenger RNA of Didymella exigua CBS 183.55, 2170 nucleotides long. RefSeq names its product uracil permease. Gene Ontology annotation, biological process: nucleobase transport; transmembrane transport. The transcript has 5 exons. Gene Ontology annotation, cellular component: plasma membrane. The coding region runs from base 338 to 2041 and encodes 567 amino acids. Gene Ontology annotation, molecular function: nucleobase transmembrane transporter activity. The record is from RefSeq and is a predicted model, not a curated record. Lineage: Eukaryota; Fungi; Ascomycota; Dothideomycetes; Pleosporales; Didymellaceae.
CAACGGUAUCAGUUUAUCCAUUCAUGAAGAUUAGUCGAUAGGUGACUAUUGCACUUGCAGCGAGGCUUUUCAUUUGUUCUGUCGAUCAUGGCGCCACCCGUCUGUCUGCUGAGGUGCUAAUUCGGUGUACCCCUCAUCUAGAGCUUCCUAUCAUCGUGCGCUUAUGAUCCUACUGUUGCGGCUUCCGCGAUUGAGAACUAAUGCCGAACAUCUCGACAUGGAGCCCAGCCUAGUGUGGAGAUUCGCUCGGAUCCGGCACAAAGCAUACGAUUCUUUUCUUUACAACUGUCACUGUCUCCCAGCAGCUUUGGCAGUCUGACUCUGACAGCAUCUCACUAUGAAUUUGAAGCGGAGACUAGUCUCACUCGACUACCGUAUACGACUAAAGGGCGAUGACAGCCGACAUGAGCAGACUGAUGCUUGGAGCAACCGCGAUCUGAUUCCCUUGCCGCCGGAACGACGAACUUGGGGCUGGUUUAACUUCUUCGGGUUCUGGUCGAUAGCCAGUCUGAAUGUUGCGAAUUGGCAGACUCCAAGCACUUACCUGACGCUGGGCUUGUCCGUUCCACAGGCUAUGCUCAUCAUAAUCGUUAGUAGACUACUCAUUGUCUUGUUCUCAGUCUUGAUCGCAUGGAUCGGCUUGAAGUGGCAUAUCGGAUUUACAGUACAAAAUCGGUAUUCUUGGGGCCUGAGAGGGAGCUUCAUCCCUUUGAUGCAAAGGAUUUUGCUCAAUUUUAUCUGGAACGCUGUGCAAUGUUGGAAUGGAGGACGGCUCAUUGCAGUCUGCUUGACAGCUAUAUGGCCCUCCUUUGCGCGUAUGCCAAACACGUUCGGUCCGAGCAUGCCCACCACGACUGACCAGUUCGUGGGGUUUGUGGUCUUCUGGUUUCUAUCGACUCCAUUCCUGUGGCUCCGUCCUGAGAAGUUCAAGAUCCCGUUCCAGAUUGUGUGUACAUGGUGUGGUGUCGGCAUGCUGGCCUGGAUGAUCUGGGCUCUUGCAGUCGCGAGAGGUGUAGGUCCGUUAUGGAGCGCUGGCCAAGCCAUCCCUGCUGGCUCCCGAUGGAACUCCUCGUGGCUCAUCAUGGCUGGGAUAAAUCAAGGUAUCGGCGGACUGGCGGCUGGCAUAACGAAUGGCUCUGACUUCUCCCGCUAUGCCAGCGCGCGUAGGCACUAUGUCUACAGCACCAUUACAAGCUGUUUCAUCGCUGGUAUAUUAGUCUCUUUUGUAGGUCUCGUCACCGCUUCAGCAGCCCAGAAGAUCUAUGGUGAGGUGUACUGGAAUCCUCCGGAUCUCCUCAUGGUCAUGAUGGACAACGGAAACGGCAGCUCUAAGGCUCGUGCUGGCGUCUUCUUUCUGGCCGCGGGUUUCGCUUUCACGGCGAUGUUCGAGAACAUAUGCGGAAACGCCAUCGCCGGAGGUAUUGAUCUGGCCGGCUUGUUCCCUCGAUACAUCGACAUACGUCGUGGUGCUAUCAUUACGUUCGUUGCCGCAUGGAUCGUACAGCCAUGGCAGCUAAUCAACCGCGCGACCACAUUCAUCGCUGUGCUAUCGUCGUUUUCCGUGUUCUUAGCCCCGAUUAUCGGCAUCAUGGCUACAGACUAUUAUUUGCUGCGAAAGAGGAGGAUCCGGCUUACUCACUUGUAUAAAACCGAUGGCUCCAUCUACUACUUUUGGAAGGGGUUCAACUGGCGAGCAGUACCAGCAUGGGCAUGCGGAUGGGCGCCGACUAUUGGGGGACUGGUAGUUACCGUUCGGGGAGACACGUCAGCACCGAAGGCUUUGGUACAGCUGUACUACAUGGCCUUCCUAGUGGGCUUCUUCAUCAGCGCUGUGGUCUUCUACGGACUCAAUCUUAUCUUUCCGGUACCCGAUAUGGAUCAGAUGGACUCGGUCGACGUGUAUGGGACAUUCACAGCAGCAGAGGCUCGACGAAUUGGAGUUGCUCCACUCGAAGAGGACUCGUCUGCUUUUGGUAUCACGGGUAUAUCUGUGCAACCGGAAAUAUCAGAGAAAGAGGUAAUGGGUGAGAAAAGAGUGUGAUGUAGAGUUGCUGUACAAGAAUCAGCAGUGGUACUUACCAGCUAAGCCCGUGUCUUCCGGUAGAGCGUCAAAGCACUCAACGCACGGGAGCAAUUUUCGAGAAAUGUGCUCUGAAAUACGUUCUCAUCG